Molecule: messenger RNA, 3378 nt
Organism: Brienomyrus brachyistius
Lineage: Eukaryota; Metazoa; Chordata; Actinopteri; Osteoglossiformes; Mormyridae
Gene: hhat
Product: hedgehog acyltransferase
Exons: 9
Coding region: 865-2097 (410 amino acids)
Biological process (GO): protein palmitoylation
Cellular component (GO): endoplasmic reticulum
Molecular function (GO): palmitoyltransferase activity
Source: RefSeq, a predicted model, not a curated record
UCUGCGGCUGUGGAAAUGUCUUUAAUCCCUUUAGUCAUUUAUUCAUUGGCCGCUUCACGGUGAAGAGCAAAGAUGUCUCCGUGUUUUAUUUCUUUAUUGGAAUUGUGAACUGGCUGUGGUGGACGUGGUCUUCCUAUUAAAUAAUAGCAGGAACACGCGCAACUCAAAUUCCCAUUAAGACAUAAAAAGACUGCAGUAUCUUUGCAAUUUGGUGUAAUUUAGCUCUGAAUAUCUCCUGUUAUUUUUAGGCAUAUGAUCAUUUUGGGUCUGGGAGUAAAAAUAGCACCUGGUGUUGUUGCAUAAACGGCGUAUCUUAGAAAAUGUUUGCUAUGUUCUGCUAUGUGACUUCGACUUGUUAGCGCCCGUCUCUCUCUGCCUGGUCCGUGCUAGCGAGAGUGGUUUUGAAACCACUUGAGGGUGGAUGUUUAAUUAAAAUGGGGGGGUCGGGGGGUAGUCUCAGGUGGUCGAUUACGCAGUCCCAUUUCCAGAUAUCGCUUGGGCCGUGUGCAGGGGAUUGGUCGUGUCCCCCCCCCCCCAAUACACACACACCAUCGCAUCAUGGAGGAGUGCUCCAGAUGGAGUGUCAGAGGGGGGAGAGGUAUGUUGCUCCUGGCAACGCCUGCUAACAAAGAAAGAUGAAGAGGAAUGAAGGAAUGAAGAGGCGAUCAUGGGCCAAACUCUGUAUGUCAGCCAAUCGCAAGGCCUCCAGCAUUCAGCCUGAAGGGUGUCCAAAAAGCCGGCGAACCUUCCGGAGAGUGGUCCACCUGUGACCAGCGGUCAGGAAUCAUCUUCUAUGGAUGUCAGGGAAAACGGCAGAGAGGGAACAAAUCCGAUCAUCAAGGCGUUCAGAAAUUUCCCUUUAGAAUGAAUGAUGCCGAGGUAUCGCCAAUGCUGACGCAGCUCUGUGAGGAACAAAGAGGCUGGUAUGAGACGGAGGCGGAGUACUACCUUCUGCUUUUCAGUGUGGCUGUCUGCAGCCUCCGCUCCAUCAGCUACAGCCUGGACCACUGUUGUCGCCACCUAGUGGUGGGGAGGUUCACAGACAUCUUCUGGCUGACUGCGUACACCUUCUACCACCCCCUGUUCUACAAUGGGCCCAUCAUCAGUUUCCAGGAUUUCACCCAGCACUUGCAGAGCACCAGCGACGGUGGCACCAGCCCGAAGCUAGACCUCCUCGCCUUGCUCCGUAGCGCCGGCCGGAUCUUAGCCUGGUGGCUUCUGGCUGAGACCCUGGUCCACCUCAUGUACAUGCACGCCAUCCAGAACAACGAGACCUAUCUGCAGAUACUGCCCCCGUGGGCCUUGGGUGGUCUGGCCCUGGCGCUGGUCCAGUUCUUCUACGUGAAAUACCUGGUGCUGUUUGGCCUGCCCGCUCUGCUGGCCCGACUGGAUGGACUGGAGCCGCCCCCACAACCUCGCUGUGUCAGCACCAUGUACAGCUUCACCGGGAUGUGGAGGCACUUUGACGUGGGACUGUACCGCUGGCUCUUACGGUACAUCUACCUCCCUCUGGGGGGAUCUCGGAAGGGCCGUCUCCACACGGCGCUGUCCACCUGCCUGGCCUUCGCCUUCGUCUGUUUCUGGCAUGGCGGCCAUGACUACCUGCGGAAUUGGGCCCUGAUGAACUGGGCCAGCCUGACAGUGGAGGCCGCGACACGAACUCUCCUCUCCUCAUCCCACGCGUCCGUGGCGAUUGUGGGAGACAGGAGAAAGAGCUCUCUGGUUGCCAAUCAGCUUCUAGCGGAGCUCUCUACCCCUGUGCUCCUGCCCCUGUGCUCCUGCCCCUCGUCUUUGGGGCUACCUGCAGCACUGCCUGUCCCCGCCCAUGAGAAGACGAGCUCAGGCAUUCCUCUCGGCCUUCUCCACUGCCAUGCUCAUCCUGUCCAACCUGGUCUUCCUGGGAGGGAACCACGUCGGCAGGAUCUUCUGGAAGCGCGUCUUCAUUCACGGCUGGUCCACAGUAUUUCCACCAGUACUGCUGUUCCUGUACUGCUACGCACAAAUCGGACUGGAAUGGGACAAGAGAUACUGAGCGGACCCACCAUCCACGGGCCCUCUGGUGGCUUCGCACCGGGACCACCGUGGUCCAGGAUGUAGCACAACGCUGGUGCUGACGGCUCUGUGACCACAACAUGCACCAUGAAGAUUUCCAUCUGUAUCAAGCCAUCGAUUCUGCUUAAUUCCUUUGUGGCUUAUCUUCAAUUGUUUGGCACGAUGACACGAUUUAUAGGGGCCACGCCUCAGUCGUUGGAUUUGCAGCCCAGGCAAUCCAGUGCAUUUGUUUGGUAACACUUAAGGGGGAUAAGCUGCUUUAGGGAGCCAAUCAGAUUAGGGAGCGGGUGAUAGAGAAAUCCUAUCUAAUUACUACAACUCUUCCAGCAUCUAUGUGACACGCCUGUCUGUAGAACGUACUCGGGUAUUAGGUUUUAAACAGCUUAUUGUAAGAAUGCAAACCUAUUACAAGUGGAUUAGUGAUGUAGAAAUGAAUUAAAUUCCCGUAAUAGGUGUAAGGGCGCUAUUUCUUUUGGGGAGGUUUAUUGGUGACGUGUCAGGCUGACUGUCAGGACAUCACAUGCCGCUGCUUAUACUGCCUUAUUAGGAUGUUGCCUGAUUUGGCGUAAGCUGUGGGUGUUGCGAUUAAUUACGUUUGCUCACAGAUUUGUUACAAGGAGCGGUAGCAGUCGCCUACCUCAGUGUCUCAUCGGCUCCCCCUAGGUGAAUGACAUGCCCUCAUAAUUAGGCCCGACUGUGACUCUGCAGGUAUGGAGCAGUCCUGUCUGUAACUGGAACACCCACAGCGCGCAGGGCUUUGUACAUUGCUGCCUGGUCCCUGAAUUCCGUGUUAUGAAACUGCAUUGGGAUAAAUAAGUAUAUAUUAAAAUUUUAGGGAUCAGGCUUCAGCACUGUCCUGACAUACCUCUGGGGCUCGGGUUCGAGUCUCCGCUCCAGCUUUACAUGUGUGGAGUUUGCAUGUCCCCCCCCCCAUGUCGUCAUGGGGUUUCCUCCAGGUUCUUCAGUUCCCCCCUUACAGUCCGAAAACGUGCUAAGGUGAAUUGAAGUUGCCAGAUGGCCCCUUUGAUGUGGAUGGUGAGUGUGCCCUGCGAUGGGUUGGCGCCCCAUCCUGGGUUAUUCACUGCCUUGUGCCCAUAGCUUCUGCGUUAGGCUCCGGACCCCCCCAAGCUUGAAUAGGACAAGCAGGUAUAGAGAAUAGAUGGAUUCAUUUUAAUCAUUGGGGGGGGGGGCUGAAAAAAUAUAUAUACAAGCUUUCAAGUAUAAAAUAGUUUAUUAUAAAUAACAUUACAUAUCUUUACAAAUAAACUCUUGUGCUUACAGUAGUUACUUUCCUGUAUUAAAAUUUUAUACAAUGACGUGCAUAAA